This is a messenger RNA of Centruroides sculpturatus (bark scorpion), 1677 nucleotides long. RefSeq names its product ribosomal oxygenase 2-like. Gene Ontology annotation, molecular function: histone H3K4 demethylase activity; histone H3K36 demethylase activity. The record is from RefSeq and is a predicted model, not a curated record. NCBI's taxonomy places the organism in Eukaryota, Metazoa, Arthropoda, Arachnida, Scorpiones, Buthidae. The coding region runs from base 109 to 1566 and encodes 485 amino acids. Gene Ontology annotation, cellular component: nucleolus. The transcript is spliced from 10 exons.
AUAAGACACGUGUUUGAGUAGUUGCACGUGUUGUUGAUGUAGUGUAGUGCUUUCUCAUCGAAUUUUUUUGUGUUUUCAACGUCUUUAAAGAAUUGCAAGAUAUUAGAGAUGAAAACUGCAUCCGGGAAAAGAAAGUCGUCUAAUCGAAGUGACGUUGACGGUAAACGUGCCAGAGAUUACAAAAGCUCUGAAGGAGAGUCAGAUGUAAAUAAUUUAUCUGAAAAGUCCAACGGAAACACGAGGGGUCAAGUAGUCGAGUACGAUUCGCCACGUGCCGCAAUGUCUUCCCUUCUAAAACCCCACAAACUCGAAGAUUUCUUUAGUUGUUAUUGGGAAAAACAGCCUCUGGUUGUCAAACGUUCCGACAACAUAGGUGCACCCCCGAAUCUGUUUUCUAAGAACAUUUUACUCGACUUACUAAAAGAACACGCAUUGAAAUUUGUGGAAGACAUAAACGUCUGUCGUUACGUCGACGGAGCGAGAAAGAAUUUGAACGGAAAAGGCAGAAUAACAGUUAAAAAGGCACUGCACUUGCUGGAGAAAGAAGGGGCGACCUUACAAAUCCAUCAACCUCAGCGAUUUGUAGAUGAAUUAUGGAAGCUAAUGGAGAAAUUAGAAUGCUUCUUUAAGUGUCUGGUCGGCGCUAACGUUUACAUAACUCCUCGCAAUUCGCAAGGUCUCUCUCCGCAUUACGACGACGUCGAAGUUUUUAUAAUUCAGUUAGAAGGAUGCAAAGAAUGGAAACUGUACAGACCGCCUGUCGAACUUCCUCGGGAAUACAGCAGCGAUCUGACGCAAGAAGAAAUCGGCGAGCCAACACACUCCUUUACUCUUUACCCUGGUGAUUUAUUAUACAUGCCGCGAGGCACUGUCCAUCAGGCAAGAACCCCGAGCACUUCCAAAGACUGUUCCACCCACGUUACAAUUAGCACUUAUCAAAAACAUACCGUCGGAGACUAUUUGAUGACAAUGAUGCCUAAAAUAGUAGAGGCGGCCAUGAAUGAAUCCGUAGAAUUUCGUCAGGGCAUACAACUCGACUCGCGUCCUUUUGAAGUCAAAAAGGAAAUUGUAAAGUCGUUAUUGGAAAAGUUACCGGAAGUUUUGGAGAAUAUGGAGAUGGUCCCGUCUUGCGAAAAGUUGCAAGACUACAUGAAGUUUCGACUUCCGCCGUUUGGCGUGCGGCAAGAAGAAGUAUUGGAGAGCACGCCAGAGGGAAGUCCUCCCCGUAUAAAAUCUUUAGUGUCCUUAAAAUAUCCGGACCACGUUCAUUGUAUUUUAUCUGAAGACGAAGAAGACGAUGACCUUUCCAAGUACUUGUUUGUAUACUCUUCUGUUAUGAACGAUCGAAGCAGGCACAUGAUGAGCAGAGGUGACGAUGAGGACGAGAUCGAACAGAUCAACAGCACUUUAAAGUUUCCGCCUCAUUACGCAAAAGCCCUGGAGCAAUUACAGGAACGUGUGGAGAUGCGUGUUUCCGAUCUCGAGCUUCCCUCCGAAAGCGACAAACUGAAUUUGGUCACAACACUGUGGACUCAGCAUCUUAUUACAGUAGUCGACAGUUCUUGAAUAUUAAAGCAGAUCCGAAUUUUGUAUAUAAUUGUGUUAAAUGGAAAACACUCGAGUAUGUUACUGUGCAUAAAACACACAUGGUUUUUAAUUUGUUAUACAAUAAAUUGU